This is a messenger RNA of Bradysia coprophila, 3868 nucleotides long. RefSeq lists its product as uncharacterized. Lineage: Eukaryota; Metazoa; Arthropoda; Insecta; Diptera; Sciaridae. The record is from RefSeq and is a predicted model, not a curated record.
UGCAUUGAACCACAUUACCAACCUGUUACCAAAGCACAGCACGUACACACAAAAUUGUGUGGAACAUUUAUUUCUUCUCUUGAAAAUUUUGUUUCGUCGUUAUUUUUGAAAUCAACAGCAUAGUUUGAAGAAAGCCGGUCGAAACGGUUUCUGUGCCAGUGACAUAACAGUGAAGAGUGUAAAUAUUGUUUGUAAUUAAAGAAAACUGUGAAAAUGUGUAUGGUCAAAGAAAAUUUGUUCAACAAGGAAAAGGAGCUGAAGCAGACGAAUGUGAACAGUGACUGGACGCAAUUGUUUCGAAAGCCGUUAAAGCCAAAAUUGACUCGAAAAAUUGUCUCAUCGGCUAAAUUAAAUCUGAACCGAUAUUGGCACAAGUUCGAGGAACUACUAACGACUGACACCGCUAAAAAGCCAUUUGAAGACAGUACGUCCUAUCACCUAUUGCCAUUGGUAAAUAAGAAACUGAAAUCGAGGGCUGACUCAACAUCAUCGCUACUCGGUCGUAACAACGUUCACGAUGAAAUCAACUCGUACAUGUCGAAAAAUUUUACGGUCGAGAAAAACAUUGCACGCAGUUCAAUGUACAAGCACUUCAACGAUGAAGCGUUAUACCAUGGGGUCAACUUAAACCUACCCAGACAACGUUGUUCGUGCAGCAUUUUGCCAUCGAUGGUACCGGCCAAAUAUCCGUUCAGUCAUCGAAACAUUCAGCUGAGCUUUGAAGAUAAGGAAAAUUUGGAAAAUGAGGCCAUGGAGGUAUAUAACAAUUACGGUUAUGAUAUUAGCUUCUAGGUUUUUGUAAUUGAUUUUUAAACAAUUUGUGAGAUAGCAGACUUUUUCUUUAAACUUCUAUUGGUAACGAUGCUUUAACGUUAAAUUUAAUUUUUCAUUUUUUUUGCUAAGUUUUUGUUUUUACUUGAAGUUAAGGUUAGUGAUUUAGAAUCUAAGGCAAACAUUUAGUGACACAAACGAAUUGAAUUUUGAGACGUUUAAGCUUUUGAGAUUUUUUUUUAUAUUAUAGAAAAUUCGUUGCCUAUGCGGUCUGCAUAGGCGUUCAAAUAUGUAAUUUUCUUGUUAUACACAAUCAUAGCAAAUGCUUUAAAUACUUUAUUACGAAGGGAGUUGUUGCAAUUUAAAUUAGGAAAAUAAUUUUGUUAUAAAAGGGGAUGGUUCCAAGAGUGCAAUAUUAGAGGUCAAUGAAUUCCCAUUUCAGACUUCACAGAUUAUUAUGAUUGCGAUGUGAUAUAAUUUAAGGUCCCGUAAUUACCACUGUUGAACAAUCAAUUUAAAUUUAAUCGAUUUGCAUCAUCUGUUCGCAUAUGUGUGCAUUUCCUCGUCGAUCUGGUAUUCAAUUAUGACAUUCAAGGUUGAGCACUAAAAUCGGAAUUAAUUGAUCGACGUUUAUGAUCGAUUUUUUUCGUCGAUGUUAUUGUCGAACUUGUUUUCAUCGGAUCAUAAAUCAGUAAAUUUUUAUUAUUUAUUCAGCCACAAUUGAGCAGAGACGGAUUCUUGUUUAUUAACCAUAUUGUCAUUACUCAACAGAGAAAUCCUUGUAUUACACAUAAUUAUAAAGUUGUAAUGCAGGGCGCCAGUUUCUACGGAAACAGGGUGUUUCAACGCGGUUUCAAUUUAAAUUUCAUUUUAAUUUUGGUAUGGGAACGAAGGUUACCAAUGCCAACAACACCAUGUAGACUUAUCUCCGGAAAGAAUAUAUAGUCGAGGAAAAUGUUUUAUUCACAAUUACUCGUUAACCACUCUGUGUGAACACAUAUAUUCGUUCAGACGACGAUGCUGAUAACUUAAUCAAUUAAAUUUAAUUUCAUGUUCAACAAAUACAUCCAGCCACUACUUUGAAUUCAUUAAAAAGAUUUUUGUUUUUCUUUAAUUAGCAAUUUCGUAUUAAAUACUGAAUAUAUAUGAACACUCCUCACAGUUCCACCGGUGUGUAAAGAAUAUUUUUUUUUAAAUAAUGAUCGCGUGAGUAAUUUUUUUUAAAUAUUAUUGAACAACAACAAAAAACGAGUUUAUUCUUCGAACGUACAGUGUAAUACACAAACUUGAUCGCUUUUCUUUUUCUUAUAAAUUUAUGAUGUUCAAUAAAUAAAUGAAUGCAUGUUAAGGUAAGAAAAGAUCAAAGAGGUUGAAGUGUGUUGAAAUUAUUUUUCUUUCAGUUUUUUAUUAUUGAUCAUACGUCUUGUUGUACGCCUUUUGCCAAUCAUCGUAUUAAAUUUUAAUCAAUUUUUUAAUUAAAUUUUAAGGUCAUUAUAACACUUUAAACAUUAUUUUACAUCACUGUUGAUUAUUACUCACAUUUGGUUACUACAUUUGCAACAGAAAAUUCAUUGAUUUAAUGAUGAUCCGUUAAUUACUUUGAAUGUAAUUCAUUUUCCUCUAUCAGUUCGUACGAUUUUGUUCGUUUAGAAUGCAUUUCUCAAUCAAUUAAAUGUACAGCCAAUUCAUCACAAGAAUCGUUCAUAUCAGUAUCAAUCCGGUGAUCAUAUCCGAUUUUCCUUUAUUAAGCUAGGUACUGUGCAAUCUUAGAUUUAACUUUCGAUUUCUAAAUUUUUAGUUUUGUAUACGAAUACGUUCUGUGAUAAAAUCGUGACACAUUCGUCAUGAUGCUCAACGAAUAAAUUAGUUUAAGCUUCUGUUGUCUACGUAAAUUUGACGAUUCUUUUGGAAUACAAAGAAAAUGUUUUCAAAUUUAUGGACGGAAAACAGAAAUAGGCCGACUGUUGUCAAUGUUUUUUGUUUGUUUUAUUUUUCGAUAAAAAGUUAGCUUUAAAUUCAAGUACCUUUAACAAGCCACUGUGAUAUAGUGCGACAGUAUAGUUAGGUAGGUUAAAUUGUAAGCGUGAGGUGUCUUCCAGUAAAGCAGAAUUGAUAUUAGGUUAAUCAGGGAAUGAAAUCAUUUCAUUUUAGUUUGUAUACGUUGAAAAGCUUUAAUAGAUUGUAAGUUCUUAUGUCUUCCAGUUUUCAUUAGAUCAAAAUGCAAAAAUUUAUGAGCGUUAUUCAGAAGAAAGAAAAAUUUAUUUUACGAAACCGUUUGAAAUUGAAAUUUUUUUAUUUUUAUCAAAAUUGAAUUUAGACUUGACUCAAAAUGGAUUGGUGAGUUUCGGUUUUUCGUUUAACUUCCACAAUCAUUCCAAUUUUGAAUGUAAAAAGUGUUGGAACUUGAAAUUAAAACCGAACAUCGUCAACUCUUCCUAUUUGAGCCAAUGAUUGUUUAUUGUUAUAAAAAGAGGCAAAUUAUUUUUUCGAUAGAGCAAAAUCAUCUUCCGAAAAUGUCUUCCACUUCUAAAUUUUAGGAGAAAACUUAAAAUUUGUCUUCCACAAAAUCCACUUUAUGAGCGUUGUAUUAAACGAAAUUUCUUUUAUGAGCGUUGAAAAUUUAAUUUGAUUUAUAGAAAAUGUUAUUGCUGUGAUUAUUAGUCGCUUUUUAGACUAAUUUAAAAAUCUAAGCUUAAAUUUAAUUGGUAAAAAAAUCUUGUUUGUGUCACUAAAUACCACUACAUUAAGUAAACUGUAAAUUGUUUUGAGGCAAAAAUAUCCCAGUGAAUUGUACUGAUAAAAAAGAAUUUGUUUUCGUCAUUUGUUUACGAAAAACUCUUGGUAUUCUGAUUACAUUUUCUAGAAUAUAAGAUGUACAUGAUAUUGAAAUUGUACUUACAUUUAUAAUGCUCAUUUGACUGAGAUAAUUGUACUUGGUAAGGUUUUACAAUAAUUUUAAGACGCUAAGACAAUGUACAAAACAUAAAUAAUGUUCAGUUUAUUUUGAUCUCUAAUUGCAUGCGUGUUCAUAGAUUUUAAGUUCAUUUUUCUACAAAUAUUUGUGUGCUUUUAUUGGUUUGAUUUGAAAUAAAAAUAC